AUGUCUUGCCCUUUAGAUUCACAGCCCAUUUUGACCAUCACCACCUCAAAAAAUUGGGUGCUACCUCCAAGACCCAAGAACGUGCGCAAGAGUAAACCUUCUCUGGAGAAGAAAAAGGUCAAACAGCAGACCGCAAGAGCACAAAAUGCACCCCUGUGCCCAGGGAAAGUGGCAGAGGUGAAAAAAGAAAGGCUGCAGAUAGCGCAUCCGUGCCCUGCUCCGCUGAUACCCAACUCAGCCAGCUCGUCUGCUUUGGACUCUCCAGACGAGCUUGCAGCCCGCAUUCAAAUUAUAAAUAACGAGAACUACCAGCUCAAGACGAAGCUACUACUGUUGAUUCAUGACUACAAAAGCCUCAAGUCGCUCGUGACGUCGCCGGCAAUACCGGAAACGCCUCCCGUUGAGAUUCUAUACGAUACCACAACCACUGCACGGAAGCGCGUGUAUCCAGAAAUAUGCGACGACAUGAACGGUCUCAUAUCCGACAUGAGCGGUCUUUCUCACGCAAGCCCCCAUUCGGUUGUGUCUCCGAUUGAUCAAGAGCUGGACCAAUCCGGCUUUGAGAUGGAAUUGUUCAACUUCAUAAACCUCGAGCAAGACCCUCUCGAGAACAUUGGCGAAGAAUACGAGGCAGAAUUGCGCGAUCAGGAUGAAGAUGACGAGGAAGACUCAGCAGCGUUGUCCAGACUGCUGUCGCCUACUUCUGACUCCGACGAGAAUCUGCUCAUGACCACACUCACAAGAUCGACUACAGUCUCGACGACGAAUUCCGUCAUGGAGAAAAAACCAUUUUCUCAGAAUUUCAAGUUUCAUGACCUUCCUGAAUUCUCUGAAGAAGACUACGCUUUUCUGUUUGACAAAUCCUUUUCUCCGGAAAAAAUGAUGUCGGUGAUUGAAGAAGACCAGUACAAUCAAGUCGCCGAUUUCUUAGAGGAGAAGUUGAUGAGUAAUGACGUUCAGUAUUACGUGGAGAAAAACCACAAUUCAUGA
Molecule: messenger RNA, 990 nt
Organism: Metschnikowia bicuspidata var. bicuspidata NRRL YB-4993
Lineage: Eukaryota; Fungi; Ascomycota; Pichiomycetes; Serinales; Metschnikowiaceae
Gene: HAP41
Product: Hap41p
Exons: 1
Coding region: 1-990 (329 amino acids)
Biological process (GO): regulation of DNA-templated transcription
Cellular component (GO): nucleus
Source: RefSeq, a predicted model, not a curated record